Marasmius oreades (fairy-ring Marasmius) is the source of this 369-nucleotide messenger RNA. RefSeq lists its product as uncharacterized. Gene Ontology annotation, molecular function: ATP phosphoribosyltransferase activity; magnesium ion binding. Bases 1 to 369 code for a protein of 122 amino acids. The record is from RefSeq and is a predicted model, not a curated record. Lineage: Eukaryota; Fungi; Basidiomycota; Agaricomycetes; Agaricales; Marasmiaceae. Gene Ontology annotation, biological process: L-histidine biosynthetic process. Gene Ontology annotation, cellular component: cytoplasm. The transcript has a single exon.
AUGCGCGCUUACAAUCUGCAUGCGAUAGCCACAGUGCUAGAAACGGAGGCCAUGCUGAUAAAAUCGCGUAAACCUUUGAACUCAGAGCAAGAGCAACUCGUCAAGAUCAUCAUCAGUCGUAUAGCGGGUGUCAUCACGGCAGGAAAGUACGUCGUCUGCACGUACAACGUUCCUCGCGACAGGCUCGCAGUCGCUGCUAAGGUCACACCCGGUAAACGGGCGCCAACUGUCAGUGCAUUGGAGACCCCGGGUUGGGUGGCUGUCAGUAGCAUGGUGGAGAAGAAAAAGAGUGCUGAAAUCAUGGACGAGCUGGAAAAAAUCGGUGCUGAGGAUAUCCUCAUUUUCAACCUUGACAAUUGUAGGGCGUGA